Saccoglossus kowalevskii is the source of this 1392-nucleotide messenger RNA. RefSeq names its product bilirubin oxidase-like. NCBI's taxonomy places the organism in Eukaryota, Metazoa, Hemichordata, Enteropneusta, Harrimaniidae. The record is from RefSeq and is a predicted model, not a curated record.
AUGAUGUCUUAUAGAAGUACAUCUGAAGAGCAACACGUCUACACAUAUGUCCUGCCAGAUAACCACGCACCAGGAAUGCACUGGUACCACGCCCAUCACCAUGGUGCGACAGCCUUUCAAGUUAUUGGUGGAUUGGCUGGUGCAAUAAUCGUUGACCCCGUUGAUGACUCUAUCAUACCACCAGAACUUUCAAAUAUGGACGAAAUUUUAAUGAUUCUUCAACAUAUGAAGUUUGACAGCGAUCCUGGAAAUGGGUGUCCAAAUUCUGAAAACUUCGUCAAUGCAUUUCGACCUUACUCUUACUUGGAAAUAUCGGAUGAAAUUGGGGAUACCCUCGAUGUCAACCCAUCAUUGGCGAAUACGUCGCUGGCUGACUUUUACGUUGUCAAUGGUCAAUAUCAGCCCAGAAUACAGAUGCGACCAGGCGAAAAGAAAGUGUUUCGUCUCUUGCAUGCUGCUGGUACUCACACAUUAGAGAUCGAAAUACCAGGAUGUAACAUUUACCGUAUAUCACGCGAUGGAGUUUACCGAUCAGAACCAACGGAUGCUGUUGACGUAAUUGUGCUCAUCCAGGCGAGUCGGGCAGACAUCAUCGUUGACUGUCCACGAACGGGUACAUUUAAUUUGAAGUCAACGAUAGACCCAUCCAGAGACAAUAUUGUAAGCAGCAAUGUGUUACGUUACUUUCAAGACCCGAUUCUAACAAUUGAAGUAUCAGGUGAUGAGCUCACAAUGCCUUUACCGUCACAACUCCCACCGCUGCCAUCAUACCUGUCUGAUUUACAGAACGUUUCUCGACAGGACAUUGCUGGUCAAUAUCGGGUUGACUUUGGACAGCUUCGAGGACCUGAAACUUGUAACUUUGGCAUAAAUGGAAUGCUAUUCCGUGGUCCUGACGUGUAUGACCAUAUUAUGACGCUGGACACCAUAGAGGAAUGGAUAAUUAAAGACACGGGACCGGAAAGUCAUCCUUUUCAUCUACACGUGAAUCACUUCCAGGUCAUCUCAACAACCUACCAGGAUGACCCGAAUCAGAUUGUAUUCGAAAUUGGUGAGUGGAGAGACACGUUAGCUGCGAGAGACGUUACCACGAUUCGCUUUCGAACUGAUACUUUUCCUGGAGUGGUUGUUCUUCAUUGUCAUUAUUUGCGUCAUGAAGAUCUCGGCAUGAUGCAAGUCACCUACAUUGAAUCAUCACAUGGAACAGCUACAGGAAACCAUGGUACUGAUAGGAUUGGUCAAGAAGCAGAACCUAACGGAGAUGGUAUAAAUCAUAGUGAACCUACUGAUCAUGAGCUCCACGAAUCAGAUAUGAAUUCGUCGGGCCAGUUCAAAUCAUCAACAUAUGUGUUUUUCACUACUGUAAUGAUAGUUGUACUAUCUAUAAUUUGA